AUGCUGCGGGUCCCCAGGGGAGUGUCCCCCUCCCCGGGGAGGGGGGGUACCGCCCUCCCGCCUCCCCCUCCCCACCGCCACCCGAAGAAGGUCAUGUCAGUGACGGUCUCCUGUGAUCCGGGGGCUCCCAGCCUGGGCAGCCCCCCGUUAUCCGCAGGGUGUUUCACCCAGGUCUACACGCCAGCGGCUGUCAGCGCCCCCGCUUUGCGGGGCGGGUGCCUCUGUGACACCCCCCAAGGUCCCGAGCUCAGGACCCUCUGUUCGGCCUCGGCGGGACGGCUGCCGGCCAAGAGGAAGCUGGACCUGGAGGGCCCUGAAUUUCGCACGCCCAAGGGGAAGGGCUGGACACUGGCACAGGUCCCCAGCCCCAGGACCCCCAAGUCUCCUGGGGAGAAGACUCGCUACGACACCUCACUGGGGCUGCUCACCAAAAAAUUCAUCCAUUUGCUGAACGAGUCUCCUGACGGUGUUGUGGAUCUGAACCGAGCUGCCGAGGUGCUGGAGGUCCAGAAGCGUCGCAUCUACGACAUCACCAACGUACUGGAGGGCAUCCAGCUCAUCCGCAAGAAAUCCAAGAACCACAUCCAGUGGAUGGGGACAGGGAUCUUUGAGGAUGCAGCAAUGGUGACGAAGCAACAAGUGCUGCAUGAGGAACUGGCUGAACUGGCUAGGACAGAGAGGAUGCUGGACCAGCUCGCGCAGGACUGUGCCCUGCAGAUCCAGCAGCUGGCUGACAAUGAGUCCAACCAGAGGCUGGCAUAUGUCACCUACCAGGACCUCCGUGCCAUCAGCAGCUUCCAGGAGCAGACGGUGAUUGCCGUGAAGGCUCCCCCUGAGACGCAGCUGGAGGUGCCAGACUUCAGCCAGGAGAAUUUCCAGCUCUACUUGAAGAGCACCAAUGGCCCCAUCGAGGUGUACCUCUGCCCAGAGGACAUCAUGGAGGAAAGCCCCAACAAGGACCACCCUGUACCCUCUGCUGUCACUUCCCCACAGGACCACUCUGUACCCCUUUGCCUGACAAACAGCUCCCCAUCAGCCACACAGCCACUCCACCCCAUCUCCCAGAGCUGGGGCAGCACAGGAACUCCUCUCUCACCCCCAUCUCUGCCUCUCCCAAUCCAGGGGGGACCCAGCUCACUGCUGGAGAUGGAGCCUGGGCUCCUGGGCUCCCCUGCCCACCUUCUGCAGCAGACAGAGGAUCAGCUGCCAUACACCCCCUCCCGCCUGGAGCUGGGACCCUUCGUUGCUUUCUCGCCCCCCCUGGAAGAGGAUGACUAUCUCUGGGGGCUUGAGGGUGAGGGUGUAACAGACCUCUUUGAGACAUAUGACCUGGGAGACCUGCUGAAGCACUGA
Messenger RNA from Melozone crissalis (California towhee), 1353 nucleotides. RefSeq names its product transcription factor E2F2-like. Gene Ontology annotation, cellular component: RNA polymerase II transcription regulator complex. Gene Ontology annotation, molecular function: DNA-binding transcription factor activity, RNA polymerase II-specific; RNA polymerase II cis-regulatory region sequence-specific DNA binding; protein dimerization activity. NCBI's taxonomy places the organism in Eukaryota, Metazoa, Chordata, Aves, Passeriformes, Passerellidae. The record is from RefSeq and is a predicted model, not a curated record. Gene Ontology annotation, biological process: regulation of transcription by RNA polymerase II.